AUGCCGGCGCCCGUGGGCACGCCGGCCGACAUCGCCUUCGGCGGCGCCGUCGUGGCCAUCGGCGCGGCGGCGCUGCUGCUGUUUGGAAACGGCUUCAACGCCGGGCGCGACGACAACGACCGCGGGGACGGCAUGGGGCUGCCCGGCGCGCCCAACGCCCGCCGUGCCAGAGGGAAGGACGGGAAACCCCCCAAGUGGCCGCCGCGGAAGGGGGGCGACGAUCAGUGAUGCUUUUUGGGCGGUGGCGAGGGCUAGAGGAGGGGGGCUGGGCUGCGCGCUGGAAAUUAGAACUGGAACAAGGCUUUGCAGAUUCCCUAAAUCACUUUGCGCUAGCUAGUAAAGCGCACAAGUUGACUUUGAUGA
This is a messenger RNA of Chondrus crispus (carragheen), 363 nucleotides long. RefSeq lists its product as hypothetical. The record is from RefSeq and is a predicted model, not a curated record. Bases 1 to 228 code for a protein of 75 amino acids. NCBI's taxonomy places the organism in Eukaryota, Rhodophyta, Florideophyceae, Gigartinales, Gigartinaceae. The transcript is spliced from 2 exons.